Solea senegalensis (Senegalese sole) is the source of this 2080-nucleotide messenger RNA. RefSeq names its product transmembrane protein 51b (gene tmem51b). The transcript is spliced from 3 exons. Lineage: Eukaryota; Metazoa; Chordata; Actinopteri; Pleuronectiformes; Soleidae. The record is from RefSeq and is a predicted model, not a curated record. Bases 973 to 1839 code for a protein of 288 amino acids.
CAUUUUAAAUGUGUUAUUCAAAUGAAAAUGAGAAUAAUGAUGUCAAAAGUAUCAUUCUCUCUCAUAUCGUGCAAUAGCAAUUUUAUUUAAUUUGCUGCUACCUCCUUGACUUCUAUGCUAGCGCCCCAUACAGCUAUUAUGUCUUUUAAUGCUUUUUAUUUUGCACAGUAAAUAUAUUUUACAUCCACAUCUGCUGCGACAUGAGAAUGAAAAACUAUGUUAAUUUCACUACAGAAGAGGCUAAAAGCAAUCACGCCCGUUAUCAGCAAAAACGCCCAAUAUCAUAUACUCAAUUUCUGCCAAUAGAUCGUACAAAAUACGACAAUGAACAUUAAAAUAUUUAUGGAACUACACUCAAGUUUGUCUCUCCAAUCUCAAUGUUGUGUCUAUACACUUAUACUGUAUAUUUUAAAUAAGAAAACCAUUUAAUUAACAUUAAAGUGGUAUAAAAUGGUCAAAUGAAAGUAUAGCAUUGAAAAUGUAUGCACUAGUUCUUAAUACAGAAAUGUGUUAAGAACAGUUGUACAUAAAAUAAACAAUGCUGAUGACGAAAUAGAGGCGAUAAAAAGGUCGACCUGAAAUGAUAAUACACACGUGAGUCUCGCGCUGCAUUGCAAGUCAGUCGUUGACAGUAUGCACUUGUUUUCCUUGGGUCUUUGUAAGUGAAGAAUGGUUAAGAAAAACACCAAAUGACGACAUCACUUGUCAGUCAUUCAUACAUUUAUCAAUCCAGAUUUAUUUAUAAAGGGCUUUAAAAACAACAACAGCAGAAACAAAGUGCUGUACAUCAGAGAUAAAUAAAACAAAUACAAUAUAAAAACACAAGAGCUAAUAGAAGAACAAACCAUAAGAGUAAUAAUAAUAUAUCAGUCAUAUAAAUGUAUUAAAUCGCAUUUUUGCAGUGGAUGAACUCAUCUGUUGGAGACGAUCCCAAGCAAAUCGACUGCAAUCACUUAAGUUUGUCCUACAGGGAUGUGCUCGAGUCGAGGAAUAUGUGGCGGCAACAACGACGGAGAGAACAGGUCCUCCAGGACACAGGGCACCAGUUCAGGCGCCCACUACGCCCUGUGUGCCCUGGGAGUCGGACUGAUUGCCCUGGGUGUUGUCAUGAUUGUGUGGACGGUGAUACCAAUGGACGGAGAGGCCCCGAGUGGGUCCACCACUCUGUCAGGCAACUCCACAGACCCUGAGAAUGGAGACGAGGAAGAAUCGGAUCACACAAAGUCUUCGUCGGUGGCUAUGGUGCUGGUUGGAGUUGGCGCAGCCAUGCUGCUCUUGUCCAUUUGCCUCGGAGUGAGGAACAAGAGGAGAGCACGCAACAGAAGAGACGAGCCUGCGGCAUUAAACACCCCCUUCAUGGAGCAUGUGGCUGGGCAGCAGGAAGAACCUGUGGAUCCAACCUCAUACAACGUGCCGAGCUACGACGAGGUCGUCAGUAGCGGCAACUACCCCGUCCGUCAGAGCAACCUCCGCCAGAGCACCUCCCAGCUGCCGUCUUACGAGGACAUCAUAGAAGCUGUGGAAAAUGAGGGAAGGGAGCCCACAAACAAUCCCACUGAGGACACCCCCCUGAACGAGGCCACGGCAGCUCCCCCGCAGCCUGCUGCCGGGGCCCAGGCCGACCCCCCUGGCCUCACACCAAACCCCAGCUUGCCCACUCGCAGCGCCAGCCGGGCCAGCCGCUUACUGCGCCCCCUGCGGGUGAGGAGGAUCAAGUCGGACAAAUUGCACCUGAAAGACUUCCGUCUCCAAAUCCGCAGCCCCACACAGAAUCCAGUCACCAUUGAACCCAUCACCCCGCCGCCAGGCUAUGAAAACAAGAUGCCGGAAUUACAAUAGGAAGUCUGCGUCAUCUCUCCUCUAAACGUCUGGUGAAUAUUUCUUUUGUUAAAUGGACGGAUGACUUAACCAGUGAAUAACAUUUUUAAACUCCAUUUUCAAGGUUGGAAUUUAAGGUACUGUAACUGUUGUAAAACAUUGGACACCCUUUCUGUUUUAUUUACUAGUCAGUUGUAUUAUUUUUUUCCUCCUUACCUGUAAUUAUUGUUGUAUUUUGGAAUCUAUCUCUUGUGAUUGGGGG